Messenger RNA from Piliocolobus tephrosceles (Ugandan red Colobus), 1207 nucleotides. RefSeq names its product synaptophysin-like. The transcript has a single exon. NCBI's taxonomy places the organism in Eukaryota, Metazoa, Chordata, Mammalia, Primates, Cercopithecidae. The coding region runs from base 1 to 399 and encodes 132 amino acids. The record is from RefSeq and is a predicted model, not a curated record. Gene Ontology annotation, cellular component: presynaptic active zone; synaptic vesicle; synaptic vesicle membrane. Gene Ontology annotation, biological process: regulation of neuronal synaptic plasticity.
AUGCUCAUUCCUGCACGCAGGACCGCCAAGGCAAUGGGCGGGGUACCACAGCCGAGCCUUGUCUCCCUGCAGGUGUUCGGCUUCCUGAACCUGGUGCUCUGGGUCGGCAACCUGUGGUUCGUGUUUAAGGAGACAGGCUGGGCCGCCCCGUUCCUGCGCGCGCCUCCCGGCGCCCCCGAGAAACAACCGGCACCCGGGGACGCCUACGGAGAUGCGGGCUACGGGCAGGGCCCCGGCGGGUACGGGCCCCAGGAUUCCUACGGGCCUCAGGGCGGCUACCAGCCUGACUAUGGUCAACCAGCCGGCGGCGGUGGCGGUGGGUACGGGCCUCAGGGCGACUAUGGGCAGCAAGGCUACGGCCCCCAGGGUGCACCCACCUCCUUCUCCAAUCAGAUGUAGUCUGGUGAGUGACCGGCGAGCGGUGCAGCCAAGGAGGGUACAAGAAACGAGACGAGCGGUUCAGUGAACCAAUAAGAGUCAGGGGUAAAGAGUACGUAAGGCGUUUACUGGGGCAAGUAAGGACUGAAGUUUGAAGGAGGCAAUCAAGAGGCAGAGCUACCUGCUAAGAGCUGAAAAACUAGCCAAUGAAUGGAGAAAAGAAGAAUGGUGCUUCAAGAUGGACAGAAUGAAGAGCCAAUAGGAGGGAGGUAGAAGUGCAACUCCGGGGAAAGGCGGGGGGAGAGAAGCAGAGCAACCAAUAAAGGGAGGGAAUAUCGGGGACUUGCGCAAUGGCAAGUCAGCGGAGCGCAAGUGUCACAGAAGCGACGAGGAGGUGGGUCUUAGAAGUGACUGAUAAGCCAAUAGGUGAUAAGGCCAAUAGAUGGUGAGGGUAAAUGGGCGUGGAUCUUGAAGGUCAGACGAGCUCACCAAUCCGGGAGGAGGGGAUACAUCUGCCGCCUCUCCCCAACGCUCGAGGGGAGGGAAGUAGUGUGGAACUUCAAAGGAGGAAGAGGGACGGCGUGGGGUCCUGGAAAGGCUUGCCAGCCUUCUUGCUGGGCCUUAAAAGAGAAGUGAGAGUCGGGCUCGGUGGCUCACCCCUGUAAUCCCAGCACUUUAGGAGACCGAGGCGGGCGGAUCGCUUGAGCCCAGGAGUUCGAGACCAGUUUGGGCAACAUGAUGAAACCUCGCCUCUACAAAAAAUACAAAAAUUAGCUGGGCGUGGUGGCGUGCAUCUGUCCCAUCUACUUGGGAGGUUGAAGUGGAAGGA